This is a messenger RNA of Oncorhynchus keta (chum salmon), 12259 nucleotides long. Its product is annotated as ankyrin-1-like. The record is from RefSeq and is a predicted model, not a curated record. Gene Ontology annotation, molecular function: transmembrane transporter binding. Gene Ontology annotation, cellular component: membrane; T-tubule; synapse. Lineage: Eukaryota; Metazoa; Chordata; Actinopteri; Salmoniformes; Salmonidae. Gene Ontology annotation, biological process: signal transduction; negative regulation of delayed rectifier potassium channel activity; regulation of cardiac muscle contraction. Bases 407 to 6127 code for a protein of 1906 amino acids. The transcript has 44 exons.
UUUUACACACACAGUUCUCAGCAGCUUGGUCAGUGAAGUAGAGGACAGUAGAGGAGGAGGAUAGAGAGAAGCAGAGGAGGACAUACCAGAGGGAGAAAGAGAGAGCGAGCUCUGCAGCAGGAUCCCCACCGUGCUGAGCACAGGACUGCGUGACUGGUCUGUGCUGGGUGAGGGGGAGGGGAGGCAUAUCAGUGCAACACAGCCUUACUGGAUGAGUAGCAGCAGUAACACUAGCAGCAUCUCAUUUGUGGCUGCUGGGGGCUCGGUCUCACACACACAGGCGCUCCCAGCGCCACCGUCACACACACGCAGUGGCAGCCACAGCCGUCGUUAGAGCCUGGGCUGGGGCAGGGACGGGGACCGCUACUGUGACGACUGGAGCUACGGUGAUAGCAGCUGCUGCACCAUGGCACAAGCCGCCAAGCAGCUACGCAAGAACAAGGACCUAGCGGAGCUCGCAGCUCAGGAGCUGAAGGAUAAGGAGGAGGAGAAGAACAAGAAGAGGAAUCGAUCGAGGGACCGAAGACGCAAGGCGGAUGCUGCCACCAGUUUCCUCCGUGCGGCCCGUUCAGGGAACCUGGACAAGGCUCUGGACCACAUCAAGAAUAGAAUAGACAUCAACACAUCCAAUCAGAAUGGGCUCAACGGUUUGCAUCUGGCCUCGAAAGAAGGCCACGUCAAGAUGGUCCUGGGGCUACUACACGCUGGCAUUGUCCUGGAGACCACAACUAAGAAAGGGAACACUGCCCUCCAUAUCGCUGCGUUGGCAGGCCAGGAGAGAGUGGUGGCUGAGCUCGUCAACUAUGGAGCCAAUGUCAAUUCCCAGUCACAGAAAGGCUUCAGUCCCCUAUACAUGGCUGCACAAGAGAACCACUUAGAUGUAGUAAAGUUUCUGCUAGAGAACGGAGCCAAUCAGAGCCUUCCAACAGAGGAUGGGUUCACACCACUGGCAGUGGCUCUUCAGCAGGGUCAUGAGAACGUGGUGGCCCUGCUCAUCAACUACGGCACCAAGGGCAAGGUCCGUCUGCCCGCCCUGCACAUCGCUGCACGCAACGACGACACACGCACUGCCGCAGUGCUGCUGCAGAACGACCCUAACCCUGACGUCCUCAGCAAGACUGGCUUCACUCCUCUCCACAUUGCGGCUCACUAUGAGAACCUGAGUGUGGCCCAACUGCUAAUAAACAGAGGCGCCAAUGUCAACUUUACUCCCAAGAAUGGUAUCACCCCCCUACACAUAGCCUCCAGGAGGGGUAAUGCGAUCAUGGUUCGACUUUUGCUGGACAGAGGGGCCCAGAUAGACGCCAUGACCAAGGAUGAGCUGACCCCUCUGCACUGUGCGGCCAGGAACGGUCAUGUCAGGAUCAUCGAUCUCCUGCUGGACCUGGGGGCUCCCAUCCAUGCCAAGACCAAGAAUGGCCUGUCCCCCAUCCACAUGGCAGCCCAGGGAGACCACAUGGACUGUGUGAGGCAGCUCCUCCAGUACAACGCCGAGAUCGAUGACAUCACGCUGGACCACCUGACCCCUCUACACGUGGCGGCCCACUGUGGUCACCACCGCAUGGCCAAAGUGCUGCUGGACAAGGGGGCCAAGGCCAACGCACGUGCACUGAAUGGGUUUACUCCCCUCCACAUUGCCUGUAAGAAGAACCACAUGCGCUCCAUGGACCUUCUGCUGAAACACUCUGCCUCCCUGGAGGCCGUCACAGAGUCUGGUCUGACUCCUCUUCAUGUAGCAGCCUUCAUGGGGCACCUGAACAUCGUGAAGAACCUGCUCCAUAGAGGAGCUUCACCCAACGCCUCCAAUGUGAAAGUGGAGACGCCCCUCCACAUGGCAUCCAGGGCAGGCCACUGUGAGGUGGCUCUGUUUCUGUUGCAGAACACAGCACAGGUGGAUGCCAAGGCUAAGGAUGACCAGACCCCUCUCCACUGUGCGGCCCGUAUGGGACAUAAGGAGCUGGUCAAGCUGCUCCUAGAGCACAUGGCCAAUCCCGACUCUGCUACCACCGCUGGCCACACCCCCUUACACAUCGCCGCCCGCGAGGGACACACCCACACCAGCCGCAUCCUCCUGGACGGGGCGGCCCAACAAACCAAGAUGACAAAGAAAGGCUUCACUCCUCUCCAUGUGGCCUGUAAGUAUGGCAAGGUGGAUGUGGUUGAGCUGCUGCUGGAGAGAGGAGCCAACCCCAACGCGGCUGGAAAGCAGAAUGGCCUGACUCCUUUACAUGUGGCCGUCCAUCACAACAAUCUGGAGGUGGCCAAGCUGCUGGUUAGCAAGGGAGGCAACGCACACAGCACUGCCAGGAAUGGCUACACUCCCCUGCACAUUGCAGCCAAGCAGAACCAGUUGGAGGUGGCUGGCUGCCUGCUGCAGUACGGAGCCUCUGCCAACGCUGAGUCCCUCCAGGGGGUCACGCCCCUCCACCUGGCCUCCCAGGAGGGCCGGCCGGACAUGGUGGCCCUGCUCAUCUCCAAACAGGCUAACGUCAACCUGGGGAACAAGAAUGGACUGACCCCUCUGCACCUGGUGGCCCAGGAAGGUCACGUAGGGAUAGCAGACACCCUGGUCAAACAGGGGGCAUCAGUCUACGCAGCCUCACGGAUGGGCUACACAGCGCUUCACGUGGCCUGUCACUAUGGCAACAUCAAGAUGGUGAAGUUCCUCCUGCAGCAGCAGGCUCAUGUGAACAGCAAGACCAGAGUGGGCUACACUCCCCUGCAUCAGGCCGCCCAGCAGGGUCAUACUGACAUCGUUACCCUGCUGCUCAAACACGGAGCCCAGCCCAACGACAUCACCACUAAUGGGACUUCUCCUCUGGGCAUCGCCAAGCGUCUGGGUUACAUCUCUGUCAUUGAUGUGCUGAAGUUGGUCACAGAGGAGGCUGUUUCCGUGAUCACCACAGAGAAACAUCGGAUGAGUUUCCCUGAGACAGUGGAUGAGAUAUUGGACAUUUCAGAGGAUGAGGGCAUUGCAGCGCUAACAUUAGGUGAUGAGUUGCUGGGGAUGGAUGGUGCUCGCCACCUGAAGCUUGACGACCUCAAGGACCAAGAUGAUGAAUUCCUGUCCCCUAAGAAGACCCUGAGAGACUUUGAGGGUGGACUGGGUACCACGCCAUACUCUCCUGCUAUUCCCAGAAUCCCAUGCGUGUCCCCUGAGACCGUCCUGCUGGAGGGGCACACCCCUGUCCCCCUGCCUAAGGACUAUGAUGAGGACUCUCUGAUCCCCAGCAGUCCUGCUACAGAGACCUCUGACAACGUCAGCCCAGUGGCCAGCCCUAUACACACAGGGUUCCUGGUCAGUUUCAUGGUGGAUGCCCGGGGGGGCUCCAUGCGUGGCAGCAGACACCACGGGCUGCGUGUCAUCAUCCCCCCUCGGACCUGUGCAGCCCCUACCCGUAUCACCUGUCGUCUGGUCAAACCCCAGAAACUCACCACCCCUCCCCCGCUAGUGGAGGGAGAGGGCCUGGCCAGCCGUAUCAUCUCCCUGGGGCCCUCCAGUAUGCAGUUCUUAGAGCCAGUGAUAGUGGAGAUUCCGCACUUUGCUGCUCUGGGUCGAGGGGACCGGGAGCUGGUGGUUCUGCGCAGUGAGAACGGAUCUGUCUGGAAGGAGCAUCGCAAUCGCUAUGGCGACGAGGUGCUGGAGACCAUUUUGAAUGGCAUGGAUGAAGACCUGGAGAGUCACGAGGAUUUGGAGAAGAAAAGAAUCCGCCGAAUCAUCUCCACUGACUUCCCCCUCUACUUCGCUGUGGUGUCCCGCAUCCAGCAGGAGAGCGACCUGAUUGGCCCAGAGGGAGGUCAGCUGACCAGUAACCUGGUCCCUCAUGUCCAGGCCAUCUUCCCUGAGACAGCGGUCACCAAGAGAGUUCGGCUGGGGCUGCAGGCUCAGCCGAUCCCAGACGAGCUGCUGACUCAACAGCUUGGUAACCAAGCGACCUUCAGUCCAGUGGUCACGGUAGAGCCACGACGACGCAAGUUCCACCGGCCAAUCGGAUUACGUAUCCCACUGCCCCCUUCUUGGAGGGAGAGUCCACGUGAUGCUGGGGAGGGGGACACCACCAGCCUGCGCCUACUCUGCAGUGUUAUUGGUGGAACAGCACCUGCCCAAUGGGAGGAUAUAACUGGCACCACCAAGCUGAUGUAUGCCAACAACUGCGCCAACUUCACCACCAACGUCUCCGCAAGGUUCUGGCUGGCAGACUGCCCUCGCACGGCCGAGGCGGUGACCUUUGCCAACCUGCUGUACCGGGAGCUGAUGGCAGUUCCCUACAUGGCCAAGUUUGUGAUAUUUGCAAAAAUGAACGAGGCGCGCGAGGGCCGCCUACGCUGCUACUGCAUGACCGACGACAAGAUGGACAAAACCCUGGAGCUGCAUGAGAACUUCAGCGAGGUGGCACGGAGCCGGGAUAUAGAGGUGAUGGAGGGCAUGUCGCUGCACCUGGAGUGCUCUGGGAACCUGGUGCCCGUGAGGAAGGCCACUCAGCAGCCACGUAGCUUCAGCUUCCAAGCCUUCAGAGAUAACAGACUGCCUGUCUCGGUCAAGGUUAGAGACAGCAAUAAGGAGGCAUCUGGGUUCCUUUCUUUCCUACGGAAGUCUACCAAGUAUGAGGACUCCCAGCAUGUGCUGUGUAACCUCAACAUCACCAUGCCACCCUGUGUCAAGGUUGUGGGGAGUGAGGAGCGCAGGCGAACUCUGACCCCACUGGCCCUGAGGGAGCGCUACAGCAUGCUGAACGAGCCCGGUCUCGUGAAUGCCAUGGAGAGGACAGAGCUCAAGAUCUCCCUCAUAUCUGAACAGCUGGGCUUGAGCUGGGCAGAGUUGGCACGGGAGCUGCAUUUUGGUGUGGAUGACAUUAACAGAAUCAGGGUGGAGAAUCCAAACUCCCUCCUGGACCAGAGUUCAGCCCUGCUCAACCUGUGGGCCGGCCGAGAGGGCAAGAGGGCCAAGAUGGAGAGUGUGUAUGGGGCUCUCAAAAACAUUGACCGUUCAGACAUUGUGAGUUCAGUGGAGAGCCAGCCACAGGCAGAGGCCGGGGCCUCAGAGGAUGGGGCCUGCAGACUGGCCGACAGCGACUCCACCCUGCUCUCUUCCAGUGUUAUCAAUGAGAUCACGGACACAGGUCGUCCACCUGUAGUCUACAAGCCAAGAGUUAUUGGGCACCCAUUUUUCAGAAGGGGUUACGGGCUGGUGCAGGAGGAGCUGCUCUCCCCGGCCUCCUUGCAGUACAGCCUGCCCUCUCCACUGGGUGCUGAGCCCUACUGGCAGGAGGUCUCCAGCCUGGAGUGUGCCCCAAUCGCCACCACCGAAGAAGACAUCCUGAUGGAAAUGUCUGACGUGCAGGUGUGGCCCUCGGGGGUCAGCCCCUCCCUGGUCACAGUGGAGGACUCAUCCCUGGAUGGCAGCAGCCGGGCUGAUGACUCAGAGGGGGCCACCUUGACCCUUCCCUUCAGCCUGGGGCGCCCCAGCAGUGGGGCAAGCUGGGCCAGUGGUUCCAUCAUGGGGCUGGAGGAGGAAGAGGAAGGGGAGGUAGAAGAGGUGCGGCAGGAGCCAGCAGACAGGGACAGGGUGAGAGCCAGUGGUGCGGUGCCAAAGGUCAACCUGAAUGGCCAGCUGGGAGGUCAGAGGUCGGAGGGCAGGAGGGUGGAGGUAGCAGCAUCAGUGGCGGGCAGCAGUGUGACUGGAGAAGGAGGAGGAGGAGGAGUAGGGCAGAGUUCAGAGGAAGGGCUUUCUGUUGUUUCAGGACAGCAGGUCUAUGCCCAGCUGUGUGAGAUGUCAGGACUGAGCCGAACCAUGGAGCACAACGGAGACAACAGGGUGUUGGGAGGAAGUGCAUUCCAGCCAUACUUACCCGACAAGGACUCUCUGCAUGGCUGGGCGGGGUUGCAGACACCCAGGCUGCCCCGGCAGAGUGUGGAGACGCUGAUAUUGUUACCAGGGUCACGCGAAGCCCAGGAGGCUAUCUUAACGCCGAUUAAUGUUGAUAAAGAGGACUGUGCUGUUGAGUUUCUGGCUGAGGAGCAGUUUGUGGACGAACAUGGAAAAGUCGUCGCUAGAAAUGUGGGGGUGGAUGUGAGGAAGGGUGCUCAGUCAGUGAAGCGCACCAGUCUGCGGAGAGUAAAACACUGAAACACACGUACCUAGUCCUCAAGGACCCGACAUCCACUGCCAAACUACCCUCCACAAACACAAAGUCAGGUAACAGAGGGAAAUGAGGAAAAUAUUGAGAGGAGAGAAGAGGGAAUGAAGACUGAUAGAAAGACUAAGAUCUGCAAACAACAAAUACAAACACAAAACCAUCUGCAGAACGACCCUGGAGUUCCACAGCAAGAGGAAAAAAGACAGAGAUAUACUUGUAGUUUUGUAACAUUUUUUUUAAAGAAAAAGAUACUAAACUAGAGUAGAGCAUGAUUUUUUUUUCUAUGAAAAACAUGACAAAAUCCAACCCCCAAAAAAUGCAACAAAAAAGUGCUUCCUGUCAACUGUAACCGCAUGAUUGACUGAUGGUGCAUGACCUUUGAACUGUCAUUAUCUACAAACUGAAGGGGUACAAGGUACACGGCCGACCCAGGACUGGGUCAGGGGUGAGUUUAAGGAUACCUUUUCCCCCAAAAGGGAGUGGUUUGUGUCAGCAAGUUGAGUCUGGUAACACUACAGCCAAAAAAGUGAAGUAUAUUUUUCCCACAACUGAUUGGUACGAUGCAGCGAAGCCAAUGCUGAGCCUACCAAUGCUUCAUUCACUUGGACCCUGUUUCCCUGUUAUUCUAUGUGAUAUAUUCUCUAUGCUUUGUCGAUGUGUGUCUGUGUGUGUACCUUUACUGCUCGUGUUCUCUCGCUUCAGGCUUGGCACUGAGAAUUGUCCUGGUUGGUCGGUGCUCCUGUGAUGUCACGGCGUGCUCAGUGUGGGAAUGAGAAAACCACUGUUCUCCCCUGCUCGUGAGCGUCUGUCUGCUUGUGCCGUCUUUCCUUUGUGAAUGCGCUUCUUGUGUUUCUUGAGUGUUGUCAACCCCAGUUCCAUUUUGUCUAACUUUGAUAGGGAAUCACUUUCUCCCCCUGUUUUACUCAGACAAAGUUUUACUUCAGAUAUGGUUAGUUGACUGAUAGCAUUGUGUGGCAGCCAGUGGACUCUAAGAUUCUUACCCAACACAUCCCUGAUUUACAGUAGCAUGAUGUGCCCUUCCCCUCAUACCACCCUCGCCUCCAAUACGUUGACACCACACUCCUCUCCAUCAACUCCUGUAGCUCCAACUUAUGUCUCUAGCCUAUCAGCUUCAACCUUUGCUCUCUCUCUCUCUCUUUUUCUCUCAUCCUCUCUGUUUGCUUUGGCUGUAGCACCUCAUGGCUUCGUUCUUUUAUGGUUCACAUUAGAUUGCGCUUUCGGUUUUAGGGGGUGAAGAAGAUAUGAAUGAACAGUGUGGAUAAUCAUAUUUAUGGGAACAAGAUGGAGGUAUAUGUGGAAGUUUAGAUGAGAUUCUAGAGACUGGCGUAGCUAAUCAAGUAAGGACAUACUGACAGAUAGCACUGUGACCGCUCAACUUAACACUGACCCCUGAGCCCAUGUACCUUGUACUGUGAACUUACACACACACACACCUCAUACAUGCAUACAUACAAACACACACAUAACCAUUAUACACACUCGCACAUAUCACUAAUACACACAUGCACAUACAGUAAUUGAUCUAUUGUGCCCUAGUUGUUAUGAGAAGCCAGGUCAGGCUCAGAUGAUGUACUUUGGUAUCUGCCACAGCAAUAAUAUCCGACAAGGAGAACACAGAGGGAUAUAUACAGUUGAAGUCGGAGGUUUACAUACACUUAGGUUGGAAUCAUUAACUUGUUUUUCAACCACUCCACACAUUUCUUGUAGAUUAUUUCACUUAUAAUUCACUGUAUCACAAUUCCAGUGGGCCAGAAAUGUAUAUACACUAAGUUGACUGUGCCUUUAAACAGCUUCGAAAAUUCCAGAAAAUUUAGAAGCUUCUGAUAGGCUAAUUAACGUCAUUUGAGUCAAUUGGAGGUGUACCUGUGGAUGUAUUUUAAGGCCAACCUUCAAACUCAAUGCCUCUUUGGAAACAUCUCAAGACAUCAGUCAGCAAGUUAAAGCUUGGCCGCAAAAUGGGUCUUCCAAAUGGACAUUGAGACCAAGCAUACUUCCAAAGUUGUGGCAAAAUGGCUUAACCUCUCUAGGGUAUGUGCAUCCCACCUGGCCAACACCCAGUGAGAUUGCAGAGUGCCAAAUUCAAAUACAGAAAUACUAAUUGUAAAAAUUCAGAAAACAAAACAUAUUUUACAUAGGUUUAAAGAUGAACUUGAAUGAUGAAUCCAACCACGGUGUCAGAUUUUUAAAAUGCUUUACGGUGAAAGCAUACCUUACGAUUAUUUGAGAAGAUAGCCCAGCAGACAAAUCAUUACAAACAGAAACCAGCCAAGUAGAAGAGUUACCCAAGUCAGAAAUAGAGAUAAAAUUAAUCCCUUACCUUUGAUGAUCUUCAUAUGGUUGCACUCAGAAGACAUUAAUUUACUCAAUAAAUGUUCCUUUUGUUCGAUAAAGUCUCUUUAUAUCCAAAAAUCUCUGUUUUGUUCGCAUGUUUUCUUCAGUAAUCCACAGGCUCAAAUGCAGUCAAAACAGGUACACAAAAAAAUCCAAAUUGUAUCCGUAAAGUUCAUAGAAACAUGUCAAAUGAUGUUUAUAUUCAAUCCUCAGGUUGUUUUUAGCCUAAAUAAUCGAUAAGAUUUCAACCAGACAAUAACUUUGUCAAUAUAAAAGGUAAACAACAAAUGCACUCUCUCUGGUAGCGCGCAUGAAAAAGCUCUGUGACACAGCAGGGUCCACUCAUUCAGACUGUUCUUACUCCCUCAUUUUUCAGAAUACAAGACUGAAACCAUUUCUAAAGACUGUUGACAUCUAGUGGAAGGCAUAGGAACUGCAAGUCCUAAGUCAAUGGAUACUGUAAUGGCAUUGAAUAGAAAACUACAAAACCAACAAACAAAAAACUACUUCCUGAAUGGAUUUUUCUCAGGUUUUUGCCUGUCAAAUCAGUUCUGUUAUACUCACAGACACGAUUUUAACAGUUUUGGAAACUCUAGCGUGUUUUCUAUCCAAAUCUAUAUGCAUAUCAUAUCUUCUGGGCCCGAGUAGCAGACAGUUUAAUUUGGGCAUGCUUUUCAUCCAAAAUUCAGAAUGCUGCACCUUACCCUAGAGAAGUUAAGGACACCAAAGUCAAGGUAUUGAAGUGGCCAUCACAAAGCCCUGACCUCAAUCUUAUAGAAAAUAUGUGGGCAGAACUAAAAAAAGCAUGUGUGAGCAAGGAGGCCUACACACCUGACUCAGUUACACCAACUCUGUCAGGAGGAAUGGGCCAAAAUUCACCCAACUUAUUGUGGGAAGCUAGUGGAAGGCUACCCGAAACGUUUGACCCAAGUAAAAAAAUGUAAAGGCAAUGCUACCAAAUACUAAUUGAGUGUAUGUAAACUUCUGACCCACUGGGAAUGUGAUGAAAUAAAUCAUUCUCUCUAUUAAUAUUCUGACAUUUCACAUUCUUAAAAUAAAGUGGUGAUCCUAACUGACCUAAGACAGGGUAUUUUGAUAGGAUUAAAUGUCAGGAAUUGUGAAAAACGGAGUUUAAUUGUAUUUGUCUAAGGUGUAUGUAAACUUUCGACUUCAACUGUAUAUACAGUAUACUGUGUGUGUGUGUGCGUAUAUAUAUAUAUAUGUGUAUGUAUGUAUGUGUGUGUGUGUGUGUACCAGUCAUUUUGAACACGCCUACUCAUUCAAGGGUUUUUCUUUAUUUGUACCAGUUUUUACAUUGUAGAAUAAUAGUGAAGACAUCAAAACUAUGAAAUAACACAUAUAGAAUCAUGUAGUAACCAAAGUGUUCAACAAAUAAAAAUAUAUUUUUGAUUUUACAUUCUUCAAAGUAGCCACCCUUUGCCUUGAUGAAAGCUUUGCACACUCUUGACAUUCUCUCAACCCGCUUCACCUGGAAUGCUUUUCCAACAGUCUUGAAGGAGUUCCCACAUAUGCUGAGCACUUGUUGGCUGGUUUUCCUCCACACUGCGGUCCAACUCAACCCAAACCAUCUCAAUUGGGUUGAGUUCAGCUGAUUGUGGAGGCCAGGUAAUCUGAUGCAGCACUACAUCCCUCUCCUUCUUGGUCAAAUAGCCCUUACACAGCCUGGAGGUGUGCUGGGUCCUUUUUCUGUAAAAAAAAAAUGAUAGUCCCACUAACGGUAACCAGAUGGGAUGGCAUAUUGCUGCAGAAUGCUGUGGUAGCCAUGCUGGUUAAGUGUGCUUCGAAUUCUAGAUCAAUCUCAGACAGUGUCACCAGCAAAGCACCAUCACACUUCCUCCUCCAUGCUUCAUGGUGGGAACUACACACGCGGAGAUCAUCCGUUAACCUACUCUGCUUCUAACAAAAACAUGACGGAUGGAACCAAAAAUCUCAAAUUUAGACUAAUCAGACCAAAGGGCAGAUUUCCACCGGUCGAAGUCCAACAAGGUGCACUUGUUAAUUGAAAUUCAUUCCAGGUGACUACCUCAUGAAGCUGGUUCAGAGAACGCCAAGUGUGUGCAAAGCUGUCAUCAAGUCAAAGGGUGGCUACUUUUAUGUUUUGGUUACUACAUAAUUCCAAAGUGUUAUUUCAUAGUCUAUUAUUCUACAAUAAAGAGAAAUAAAAAAAUAAAGAUAAACCAUUGAAUGAGUAGGUGUGUCCAAACUUUUUGACUGGUACUGCAUAUACAGUAUGCGUAUGGUGGUUGGGUGGGUUUUCUGUAUAUGCACAUUAUGGUAGCAUUAAAAGCAUUUCUCUCUCUUGCAUGUAUACAAAAAGUACAAUCCAAGACUGUAUGCAAAUGGUUUUCCCCUCACAAAUGUGAUCCUUUCAAUGUAUUCACCAAUGUCAUUCAACAACGGUAUCUCCUUAGUUGCAUUGAUGUUGAUGUAUUAGUGUGGUGGCACUCCCACCUGGUGUCGUAAAGAGGUAUCACAGACUACAUAACGCUUGUAUGGGGGGAAAGGGGAAUACUUUAGGAAAUGGGAAAGGAAAAGGAAAGGGGGAUACCAAGUCAGUUGUACAACUGAAUGCAUUCAAUUGAAAUGUGUUUUCCGCAUUUAACCCAACCCCUCUGAAUCAGAAAAUGGUUUGGUCCAGCACUUAACGUAGCAGAUAUUAUCCAGGAUAUGCUAACUUCAUCCAUUGCAUUUGGGAAUGAAUCUCUCGUGCUAGCACUCAUUUACUGAGAAAAAUAUAAUAUGUAUCAUAACCACUGUAGCUGGAGUAAAAAAAUACACUGAAUUUGGUAUUUCUAUUUAUUAUGGAUCCCCAUUAGCUGCUGCCAAGGUAGCAGCUACUCGUCCUGGAGUCCAGCAAAAUGAAGGCAGUUAUAUACAAUUAAUAUUAUUACAUUACAUUUCACAACAUAUUUCUCAACACAUUAAGUGUGUGCCCUCAAGCCACUACUGUACUACCACAUAUCUUCAACACAAAAUCAAUGUGUACAUGUGUGUAUAGUGCAUAUGUUAUGUGUGUGUGUCUCUUCACAGCCCCUGCUGUUCCAGUUUUCCAUUUUUUAAAUCAGAUUUUACUGCAUGCACGAGUUACUUGUAGAAUAGAGUUCCAAGUAGGACUGACACUAUGUAGUACUGUUCACCUCCCAUAGUCUGUUCUGCCUCUGGUGGCAUGUCCCUCUUUGUGGCACCUGACCACACGACUGGACAGUAGUCCAGGUGCGACAAAACUGUAGCCUGUAGGACCUGCCUUGUUGAUAGCGACAUUUGUGUAAGUGUCGUACAUGUUGAAUGCCCUUAUGCCCUUCUCUAUAAGCAUGCUGAAAAUCUGUUGUUACUGUGAAAUAGCAUUAUAUCUGGUCAAACACUGUUUUUUUCAAAAGUUUACAAAGGGUCGGUAAUAGGCUGAUUGGUCGGCUAUUUGAGCCAUUAAAGGGUGCUUUGCUAUUCUUGGGUAGCGGAAUUACUUUUUCUUCACUUUUUUGUUGGCUUAGAUUGAAGAGAUGGAAAAUAGGAGUAGCAAUGUCAUCCACUAUCAUCCUCAGUAAUUGUCCAUCCAAUUUUGUCAGACCCAGGUAGCUUGUCAUUGUUGAUAGACAACAAUAAUGUUUUCACCUCUUCCACAUUCACUUUACGGAAUUUGAAAUUACAAUGCUUGGUCAGUUAUGCAUGGAUGUGUAGGUUCAGAAUUUGUUUUUGGCAUGUCAGGUUUGCUAAUCUUGCCAAUGAAAAAAUCAUUAAAGUAGUUGGCGAUA